This is a messenger RNA of Micropterus salmoides (largemouth bass), 2241 nucleotides long. RefSeq lists its product as uncharacterized. Lineage: Eukaryota; Metazoa; Chordata; Actinopteri; Centrarchiformes; Centrarchidae. The record is from RefSeq and is a predicted model, not a curated record. The transcript has 12 exons. Gene Ontology annotation, biological process: regulation of apoptotic process. Gene Ontology annotation, molecular function: protein binding. Bases 31 to 1911 code for a protein of 626 amino acids.
UCUGUGAUCCACUGCUCAGCUCUGGCCUACAUGCUGCAGAUGUCAGAGGAGGUUCUGGAUGAAUUGGACCUGGAGAAGUACAACACAUCAUGGGAGGGGCGAAGGAGACUGAUUCCAGCUGUGAGGAACUGCAGAAAGGCUCGACUUUCUGAUUGUGAACUCUCAGAGACUCACUGUGAAGUUGUGGCUUCAGCUCUGAAGUCCAACCCCUCCCAUUUGAGAGAGCUGGACCUGAGUGACAAUGACCUGCAUGAUACAGGAGUGAAGCUGCUGUCUGCUGGACUGAAGAGUCCAAACUGUAGAUUGGAGAUUCUGAGAUUGUGGCGCUGCAGUUUGUCAGAGAUCAGCUGUGCUUCUCUGGCCUCAGCUCUCAAGUCCAACCCCUCCCAUCUGAGAGAGCUGGAGCUGAGCUACAACAAGCUGCAGGAUUCAGGACUGAAGCUGCUGAGUGUUUUUCUGGAGAGCCCACACUGUAGACUGGAGACUCUGAGAUUAUGGGACUGCAGGUUGUCAGAGGUCAGCUGUGCUUCUCUGGUCUCAGCUCUGAAGUCCAAUCCCUCUCAUUUGAGAAAGCUGGAGAUGAACUACGACAAGCUGCGGGAUUCAGGAGGGAAGUUGCUGUCUGCUGGACUGGAGAGUCCACAAUGUGGACUGGACACUCCGAGGGUGGAUGGCAGUGAAAACAACUCUACACCUGACAGGCAUGAAGGAUAUCCGUCUGAGGACGCCAGAGAGGAUCAGCUGUGUCCUGAUGAUCCAGAGAGGUUGAAGCAGCAGCAGCUUCUGUGUGGAGAGGCUCUGAAUACAAAGGAGAAGUUAAGUUUCACACCUGACCUGCUGACUGACUCUGGAAAGACUUCAUACAGGUUCAGGUGUCCUGGUCCAGGUGUGUUCCAGUGUACUUUGACUGGACUGAUGUUUGGUAUGACUCAGGAGGCGGAGCUGCUGUACCGGACUGUCCAAUGGGAUGAGAGCCUCCUCCAAUCAGCCGGCAAGACGGCUGCAGGGCUGCUGUUCAGUAUCAAGUGUCCUGAGGAUGCUGUCUGUCAGCUCCACCUGCCGCACUGUGAAACAAAGGACGCUCUGCUGCCUGACGGUCUGCUGUCUGUCGUCCACAUCACUGAUGAUGGAAUGAGCAUCCUCGAGCCGCUGGAGAUUACAGACACUCAUGUGGUUGUCAAAGUCCCUCACCUCUCUCUAUUUGGCCUGGUCUGGGAUAUAGGGAGGUUGUGGACGACACCAGUUUGUGGCCAAGUUCUGCUGUUCCUCGGACCACCGAACCCAAGAACACAGAGGCAAAAACUGAAUGUGUUUCUCUUGCCGAGCAACAUCCACCUGGACGAGGUGAGAAAACAACAGGGAAAUUGUGAGAACAUUGAGGCUCCUUCCAAAUGCAAAUUCAUCAAAGAUGAAAGUUACACUGUUCAAUGUCCUGAGGCCAUCAAAGUACAGCCUAAGAGAGCAGAUUUUAUCCUGGACUUUGGACCAAAUUACCAUCCAACAUUUGAGAUCCGCCUGCCGACAAACACGGAGGAAGUGACUAUAAUGGUCCAGGACCAAAGAAAGACGGAGAUCUGGGAGCAUGAAGUUGAUCUAACAGAUCUGACUCUACAUGAACUCAACGUACUGAGGCCUCAGAGUGGCUCACCACGGAGCAGGUUAACAUCAGUCCGGCCUCAGUUUGUAGAAGCAGUGUCUGAACCUGUUCUGAACCAGCUGCUGGAUCAACUUUUGCACCAGGGUAUUAUAAAUCAAGAAGAAAUGGAUUCAGCCAGGACCAGACCCAGGGCUGACAGGGCUCGAGCGGUGAUUGACAUGGUACGAAACAAAGGAACACAAGCCAGUUCAGCUCUGAUCGAGGAUUUCAGUAUGUUGGAUCCACACCUGUCCAGAACUCUGAACCUGAGCUGAAGUAGAACUGAGACUCGAAACACGAUGAAAUGGACUUCCAUAGAUAGCAGGGGCAAUUCUAGGAUCAGACCUUUAGGGGUGCUCGACCCCUAAUGAGAAUGUAGCAUGCAUACGAUCCCUUGCAAAAGUGUUUACUCAUCUGUGGAAAUCACAAGUCGGACUACUAGAGAGGAGCUGGUGCAGAGCGGAGCGGGUCAGUCAAGGACGUCACUUUGUGUUGAAAAGUGAACAUCAGGGGGUUUAGAUUAGAGGCGUGAUGAUAUAAUUGGGGUCACUAGUCGUGACGAUGCACGAGAACAAGACGAUUUUUAGCACAAUUUAGAUUAAAUA